AUGUCGUCGUGCACGGCAGGCGCCACACCCGCCACUUCAACUGCGACCCCUGUGGCUUCACAGUCGCAGGGCGUGCGCCCAACGCGCCAGGUCUGGGCCGCCGACGAGGACGAGACCCUGCUCAGAACCAUGCUCGAAAACAAAGCGUUUCUUGUCGAGGAUCGGCACUCCCGCUCGCGCAGCCGGUUCUGGCGCCGCAUCAGCGAGGGCCUCUACUCCAACCACAACAUCGCACGCAAUAAACGCCAGUGCCGCGACCGCUUCAACCUGCUCUACUGGAAGGGCCUCCGCGCGGGCGCGCCCGCCGCGGAUCAGAGCUUCCGCGCACUGCUGGCCAGCUGUUUGGUGGCCUUUGUCAUUGACAAAGAUAACAACGUGGCGCUGCGACCCGCUCUGCAGGCGACUCCCCAGAAGCCGGGGUACGCGAGCCCGGAGUUACUGUCGACAAGCGUGCCUGCAGGCGCGCCUGCAGGCGCGUCUGCGCUGUUCGAGUGCCUGCAGGCACAGCUCGACAUGGUGUUACAACGGGUACAGGAGCUCGACCGCGUCGUCGAGUGGCAGCGCAGGAAGCUGGACGACCUCUUAGUCGCAACCGCGGCGGGCAACGCGAGCAGCGCGGGCGGAACGCUGCUCAUGACGGACCGUGAAUCCUUUUGA
Lachancea mirantina is the source of this 657-nucleotide messenger RNA. The record is from the annotation of a GenBank genome assembly. NCBI's taxonomy places the organism in Eukaryota, Fungi, Ascomycota, Saccharomycetes, Saccharomycetales, Saccharomycetaceae.